Molecule: messenger RNA, 3525 nt
Organism: Effrenium voratum
Lineage: Eukaryota; Dinophyceae; Suessiales; Symbiodiniaceae
Source: the annotation of a GenBank genome assembly
AUGCUGCAGACAUCCAGGUGGCUCCGACACCUCCUCGGCUUCCUAUGCGUGGCGGCCGAGGAGACGCUCCCGGGGCGGGCGCCCUGGUACUGCCCACCCAGAGGGAUCCGGGAGAGCGCUUGCGUGCGCCAGCACCGCUUUGGGCAAGCGCCCUUGUACGUCGAAUCUUCGCUGGUGCCAUUGUCGGUGAAGGUGGUGCUGGCGGCGGCUCAGGAAGACCCCCGGGCGGAGACGGGCAAAAUGGCCCAAGCCAUGCUCGCGAAGAUCGAGGCCAUCAGGCUCAUCACCUGCACCGGCCGCUUCCAGCGCUGCUACCAGCCAAAUGCGCUGGCCGAGACCUUGGCGGAGCUGUGCGGCUACGUGGAGGCUCUGCGAGGCUCCCUGGGCCCCAUCGACAUCAAUGAGGAGAGUGUCUGCCAGGCGCUCUUCCUGAAGGGCGACGGCUCCGCGGUGCUGCGUGCCGUCUCCACGCCCUUGCAGAGGCUGGUGGAGAGGUCCUUCCCCGCCGCGGCCCCGCCGGAAGUGGGGAACUUCGGCUCGCGCUUUAACUUUGAGCACUUCUUCGCAAAGAGAGCGGAGGUGCUUUCAUCCCGCGUGUCGGGCCCGAGCGCCGCAGCACAGCUCAUGUACCCUCCGAUCUUCAGCCCCAGUGGCAUUUGCUCCCUGGGCGAGGACGCGAGCACACAGCGAAUUGGGCCCAGCGUGUCCCACGUGCUGCGGGUGCUGCGGGCUGCCAAGGUGCAGAUGUCCCACUUCGUGGUGAACUUUGGGGCGGCGGACGGGGAGUGUGGCACCGAGGAGGACUGGAACGCAGACCCUGCGAACUGCUUGACCAUGGAAGGCUACUCCGCCGUCAUCAUCGAGGGAGACCGGAAGCUUCUCAGCUGUGGUAUGACAGGUUUUUCCCACAUCUUCGCCGUCACUACGGCCACCGGGAGAACGCCGUUUCAGGUCGCAAGUCUAAAAAUCAAACCUGCCGUGUCGAUCCGGGAGAUGGCCAGCGAUGAUCAUACCUUCGAGUACUGGGCCGGGAAUCCGUCCAUUGAGAUCAUCCACGGCCACAUCAAGGUCUCGGGCUCCCGCCCGGCGGCCGCCAGCUCCGGUCACUCGGAGAAGAGCGGCACGGAGACGCGCAUGGCCCUCGCCAGCUCUGUACCCUGCCACAUGCCGGCACCGGAGCUCUGCGACUUCCUGGGCGCCUUCGGCGCCACCAGCCACCGCCGCUUCAGGCACUGCCGGGUGCUCCACGGCAAGAACAGCGAGGACUACCUCAUAGCUUUGCUCAUGGCCUCGCCCGCGGACGUGGAGUGGCUGGUGCAGGAGUUCCAUGGAAAGCGGUUCAAUAGCAUCGAGCCGGCGGUCUGCAGUCUGCACUUUGUGGUGACCUGCAGUCAAGCUGGGCUGCUGGAGGACUCCUCCAGCCCCAGCGCCUUCCCCCGGCGCUGGUCGGGGCCGCAGCCGCGCCCGGAGCUGCCGGACUUCGCGGAGAAGGGGUUCUCGCCCUUCAUGCUGCCCUCGAGCAACGUGCCGAACUUGGAGAGGUCGCCCUUGAUGUCGCCGGUGUCAGAUGCGCUGCCGGAGCUCUUUCUGGGGGCCGCGGGCACGCAGAGCGUGGUGUCCCCGACGUUGGGUGAUCGGCCCUUCUGCACGGUGUGCCAAGAGACCGUGGACUCCAACCCCAGCGAGUACCAGCUCACCGAGCUGGGCGGAGGAGUCCCUUUGACCAUCCUCUGCGGGCACACCUUCCACGCGCGUUGCCUCUCUUGCUGGUGCGACACCCGGUGCCCGGUGUGCCGGUUCCAGCAGCAUCCCUACCAGACCUCCUCCUGCGACGUGUGCGGCCAGGCGGAGGGGGUGCACAUCUGCCUAGUCUGCGGUGCCAUCGGCUGCACCGGGCCGCAGGGCCACGCGCAGCAGCACUUCGAAGCCACCAGCCACGCCUACGCCCUGGACGUGAAUACACAGCACGUUUGGGACUAUGCGGGCAAUGGCUAUGUGCACCGCCUUCUCUACAACUCUCAGGACGGCAAGAUGGUGGAGCACUCCGCACCGGAGGAGGGCUUGACGGCGCAGGCGGUCUUCGGGGACCUGCGCUGGGCGGACUGGGCGGACAUGGAGGACGACGACUGUGAGAAGAUCGCCGCGCUCUUCACCCGAGCGCCGGGUGCCGGAAGCUCAACGGACAACACCAAGAAGCAGGAGGCCAUUGUCAGCGAGUUCAACAACUUGCUGUCCACUCAGCUGACCGCGCAGCGGGAACACUUCGAUGAGCUUAGGCUGGACAUCGAGCAGCAGAACUCCCAGGAGCUCCGGAAGCUGGAGGAGGAGCUGAACGGCGCUCAGCUCAUGGCCGACGGCGCCCAGCAGCGCCUGGAGACCGUGCGCCAGGAGGCCCAGCACCUGGAGCGCCAAGUCGCGGAGCUCAGCGCGGAGGAGGCCACCGCCCAGCGCCAGCGGAGCCAACUGGAGGCGCUGAACCGGCGCUUGGGCGCCGAGCAGAAGGCCUUCGAGGAGAAGCAAACGGGCGCGGAGGAAAUGAAGAGAAGGCGUCAGCAGCGCGACCGUCAGGUCGCAGAGCUGCAGCAAGAGAUCAGAGACCUGGAGCUCUUCCUGCAGAUGAGGCGCCGCUGCGAGAACGCCGACGGUGCGGAGAUGCAGGGCGCGCACUUGCUGGCGGGGACGGAAACAGCGGGGAGUCACGGAAAGCGACCGGAGGACGCGCAGAGCCCGUCGCCGCUGAAGCGAAAAGCGUCGAGGGCUGUGCGCGCGCUGGCCUUUUGCUUCCUUUGCUCCAUUCAGGACGCGCAGAGCCCGUCGCCGCUGAAGCGAAAAGCGUCGAGGGCUGUGCGCGCGCUGGUGCUGCAGUUCAUGCCCUUGAGCAACGUGACGCACCUGCUGGAGGAUCACUUGGCCUCCAUGAGGACCGCCUCCUCCUCGCCGGACCUGCUGAAGGCCUUGCGCGUGAUCAAGCCCAAGGUGAUCCACGUCGAGUACAUGCCGCAGGCGCCGCCACCCAUGGAGUAUAUCCAGCACUACCAGAACACCCUGCUGCAGGUGGAGCUGAACGAACGCGCGGAGCCGCUGCUGCUGAAGGAUCGGCUUUGGAAGCCCUCCGCGCAGUUCAUUUGGUCGGAGGAGCAGCUGCAGAGGAAGACUCCGGUGGAAGAGGAGUCAGGAGCCACGGUGCAAGAUGGAGGUGAGGGGAGAGAGAUGACAGGGUGCUCACUCAGCGCUUUUCUGCGCAAAGCUCCAGGCUACGCGCUGGUGGCGGCGGGGGACGAGGAGGCAGUGCUGGUGCAAAGGCAACUGCAGCCACUGCUGGGUGUGGAGCCAUCGGCCAGGGCUGCCUGGCUCCGGGGAUCCUUCUGCAACCCCUGGCGCCUCACCAACGCGCCCGGGCCCAUGCGACUUACUCAGUUCGCGGGAAAGGCGGCGCUGCUUUGGCUCAGCACUCUCGCCUUGCCAAGCUUCCUGCCGGAUCCAUUUCACGCCAUGUCCUACGCGAAGGUGGUGAACCCUUUUGGC